CCCAACAGCUGAUCGAGAGAUGCAAUGGCUGCAGCCGCUGGUGAUGGUGGGGGAGAGGGAGUAAAUGAGGAGACGGGGGCGCCUGGAGAUGGCAGCGCCAGCGGUGCGGAAUCCUUGGACCGGCUGUACCCCGCAGUGGGAGCUCCGAGGCCGCCCCGGAAACGGACCACCAGCCAGUGCAAAUCAGAGCCGCCCCUGCUGCGCACGAGCAAAAGGACGAUCUACACGGCCGGGCGGCCGCCCUGGUACAACGAGCACGGGACACAGUCCAAAGAGGCCUUUGUCAUCGGUAUGGGACCAGGGCCGUCCCUCGCGAAUUACAGCGCGAAGACCACGGUGGCCAGGAUGAUCAUCGAAGCCUUAGAUGUCCCCUGGGUGGUUCUGCUCUCCAUGGACUCAUUCUACAAGGUGCUGACCAAACAGCAGCAGGAGCAGGCAGCCAGCAACGACUUCAACUUCGACCACCCCGAUGCCUUUGACUUCGACUUGAUCAUCGCCACCCUGAAGAAGCUCAAGCAAGGCAAGAGCGUGAAGGUCCCCAUCUACGACUUCACCACCCUCAGCCGGAAGAAGGAAUGGAAAACUCUGUACGGCGCCAACGUGAUUAUCUUUGAAGGCAUCAUGGCUUUUGCGGACAAGGAGCUCCUGAAGCUUCUCGACAUGAAGAUAUUUGUCGACACAGACUCGGACAUCCGGCUGGUGCGCCGCCUGCGCAGGGACAUCGGCGAGCGCGGCCGGGACAUCGAGGGGGUCAUCAAGCAGUACAACAAAUUUGUCAAGCCCGCCUUCGACCAGUACAUCCAGCCCACCAUGCGGCUGGCCGACAUCGUCGUGCCCCGAGGUAGCGGGAACACCGUGGCCAUUGAUCUAAUUGUCCAGCACGUCCACAGCCAGCUGGAAGAGCGUGAACUCAGUGUCAGGGCAGCGCUGGCUUCUGCGCACCAGUGCCAUCCCCUUCCUCGGACCCUCAGCGUGCUGAAGAACACCCCUCAAGUGCGCGGCAUGCACACCAUCAUCCGUGGCUAUGCUGCAGCAGCCUGUCGCUUUUGUACCAUGGCUCCGGUGUGCUUGACAGUCUGGCCUGAGCCCGUGGUAACGCUUACGCUGUGCUCUUUGCAGAGCUGCACUGUCCAGACCCCGCAGGGAGAGGACUACGAAGGGAGAUCCUACAGCGGCAAGCAGAUCACCGGCGUGUCCAUCCUGAGAGCGGGAGAGACCAUGGAGCCGGCCCUCCGGGCUGUGUGCAAAGACGUCCGAAUCGGCACCAUCCUCAUCCAGACCAACAGCAACACCGGAGAGCCAGAGCUCCACUACCUGCGGUUGCCGAAGGACAUUAGUGAGGAUCACGUGAUCCUGAUGGACUGCACCGUCUCCACGGGCGCGGCGGCCAUGAUGGCAGUGAGAGUGCUGCUGGAUCACGACGUCCCCGAAGACAAAAUCUUCCUCCUCUCUCUGCUGAUGGCAGAGAUGGGCGUCCACUCGGUGGCCUACGCCUUCCCCCAGGUGAAGAUCAUCACAACGGCUGUGGACAAGAAGGUGAACAACCUUUUCCGCAUCAUCCCCGGCAUCGGGAAUUUUGGAGAUCGCUAUUUCGGGACCGACGCCCCCCCUGACUGGAGCGAGGACACCCUGGACACUUAGCAGACACCCCCACCUGCCUUGGGUCAGAAGACGAGAUCCCCCCCUCCCCUCCCUGGAGACGAGGCAGCUUUCGCAUCGCACCUUAUUCUUCUAUUGUAUAUUUCCAGAGAGAUUUCCCCCGGGCAUAGAUAUUUUUUCAGCUCUUGCGUUUGGAGGCGAGGGCCUAUUUUUUCAAAAGGAAGAGACGUCAAUCCGAGCUGCCUGGAUGUGCACAGGCGCGUGUCCUGCUUGAGAGCGGAGUUAAUUUAUUUUAAUUUAAAGAUUUGCCUAUGUAACUUAUGUCAGAGAUUUUAUAAAGAACAAAAUAAAGGUUU
Molecule: messenger RNA, 1955 nt
Organism: Pelodiscus sinensis (Chinese soft-shelled turtle)
Lineage: Eukaryota; Metazoa; Chordata; Testudines; Trionychidae
Source: RefSeq, a predicted model, not a curated record